Cucumis sativus (cucumber) is the source of this 909-nucleotide messenger RNA. RefSeq names its product biogenesis of lysosome-related organelles complex 1 subunit 1. The transcript has 3 exons. NCBI's taxonomy places the organism in Eukaryota, Viridiplantae, Streptophyta, Magnoliopsida, Cucurbitales, Cucurbitaceae. Bases 73 to 540 code for a protein of 155 amino acids. Gene Ontology annotation, cellular component: BLOC-1 complex. Gene Ontology annotation, biological process: endosomal transport. The record is from RefSeq and is a predicted model, not a curated record.
ACAGAUCAACCAACAAAUUGAAAUAAGAAGAUGGGCGUGAAAUGUUAAUACAGAAUAUUUCGCGGGGCGAACAUGAGAUCUUCGUCGGGGCAAUCGCGGCCGGACCUCCCGGUAGGGCCUAAUCGCGUCAAGUUUCAAUCGGAGACGGAGAGAUUGACCGCCGAUGUAGGUGGAUUGGAAGCUUCAUUGCUUCAGAUGGUCACUGAUCAUCAGUACGCCUCUCUCAAGCUCAGGGAAAACUCCGAGAAGGCGAAGAAAGAUGCUAUACAGAAGGCGGUACGCGUAUCGGAUCUUUUAGUUGAUGCCGUGAAUGGUGGAGUUCAGGAAUCUUUUGUCAAUCAGAAGUUGAUUGAGCUUGAAAUUAGGGCUUUAGGGACUACGAUUGCAAGAUUUACGAAGCAAACCGAUCAAUGGCUCGCCGCCACUCACGCUUUGAACACUGCUGUUAAGGAAAUUGGAGAUUUUGAGAACUGGAUAAAGACCAUCGAUUUCGAUUGUAAAAGCAUCACUACGGCCAUCCAUAACAUUUACCAAGACUGAAAUGCUUGUAGUUAAAAAGUCAACCAGAAUGUAGUCUGUAGAGUCGAGAAAAAGAUAGAUCCUCAUCCUCUGCUUUAAGUUUCUCUGAACCGAUGCCGCCGUACAUGGUUUGAUAAGUUCAAAAGGUGCAGCAUGCCCAGAUGAAAACUUUUGGUAGCUUAUAACACCAAUCACCUGGAGUCUGCUACCUCGCUACCGUGUAAAAUGAUUUUUCGACUGUGUUUUUUAUGUUCACUGAUUUGUUCUUCAUUAGAACAGUGCAUGUUACCAUUUUGCCCAUUUAUUGCUUAUGUAAACUGCAGCCUUCUUUGUACAACUGUUAGCAGCUGCCAUGUAAUAAUAAUUUCUACCUUCUUUCAAUUUUUGGUA